Nomascus leucogenys (northern white-cheeked gibbon) is the source of this 5280-nucleotide messenger RNA. Its product is annotated as chondroitin sulfate proteoglycan 4-like. NCBI's taxonomy places the organism in Eukaryota, Metazoa, Chordata, Mammalia, Primates, Hylobatidae. The record is from RefSeq and is a predicted model, not a curated record.
AUGGGGCAGAGGGAAGAGGGAGCCAAAGAGCUAGGGGGAGACAAGGAGGAGCAGAGGCGGAGCACAGCAGCAGCGAAGCCAGAGGCGAAGGAGAGAUGGGGAGAUGGGGCAGAGACAGGGAUGGAGGUGGCCUCACUCACCCCUGGGGCUUCUGAGGACUUAGGACAGGGCCCGCAGCAGCCCUCAGCCUGGAAGAGGCAUCUGUGCCUGAAACCUGGCCCUGGCCUGGCUGGGGAAGCUUCCUUCUAAGGUGAGAACCACCUGGAGGUGCCUGUGGCCACGGCUAUGACUGACAAACACCUACAGCUGCAGUUCUCCACAUCCCAGCCCGAAGCCCUCCUUCUCCUGGCAGCAGGCCCAGCUGACCACCUCCUGCUGCAGCUCUACUCUGGACGCCUGCAGGUCAGACUUGUCCGAAGCCAGGAGGAGCUGAGGCUGCAGACUCCAGCAGAGACGCUGCUGAGUGACUCCGUUCCCCACACUACGGUGCUGACUGUCGUAGAGGGCUGGGCCACAUUGUCAGUUGGUGGGUUUCUGAACGCCUCCUCUGCAGUCCCAGGAGCCCCCCUAGAGGUCCCCUGUGGGCUCUUUGUUGGGGGCACUGGGACCCUUGGCCUGCCCUACCUGAGGGGAACCAGCCGACCCCUGAGGGGUUGCCUCCAUGCGGCCACCCUCAAUGGCCGCAGCCUCCUCCGGCCUCUGACCCCCGAUGUGCGUGAGGGCUGUGCUGAAGAGUUUUCUGCCGGUGAUGAUGUGGUCCUGGGCUUCUCUGGGCCCCACUCUCUGGCUGCCUUCCCUGCCUGGGGCACUCAGGACGAAGGAACCCUAGAGUUUACACUCACCACACAGAGCCGGCAGGCACCCUUGGCCUUCCAGGCAGGGGGCCGGCGUGGGGACUUCAUCUAUGUGGACAUAUUUGAGGGCCACCUGCGGGCCGUGGUGGAGAAGGGCCAGGGUACCGUAUUGCUCCACAACAGUGUGCCUGUGGCCGACGGGCAGCCCCAUGAGGUCAGUGUCCACAUCAAUGCUCACCGGCUGGAAAUCUCCGUGGACCAGUACCCCACGCAUACUUCGAACCGAGGAGUCCUCAGCUACCUGGAGCCACGGGGCAGUCUCCUUCUCGGGGGGCUGGAUGCAGAGGCCUCUCGUCACCUCCAGGAAUACCGCCUGGGCCUGACACCAGAGGCCACCAAUGCCUCCCUGCUGGGCUGCAUGGAAGACCUCAGUGUCAAUGGCCAGAGGCAGGGGCUGAGGGAAGCUUUGCUGACGCGCAACAUGGCGGCUGGCUGCAGGCUGGAGGAGGAGGAGUAUGAGGACGAUGCCUAUGGCCAUUAUGAAGCUUUCUCCACCCUGGCCCCCGAGGCUUGGCCUGCCGUGGAGCUGCCUGAGCCAUGCGUGCCUGAGCCAGGGCUGCUUCCUGUCUUUGCCAAUUUCACACAGCCUAUCAGCCCACUGGUGGUGGCUGAGGGGGGCACAGCCUGGCUUGAGUGGCGGCACGUGCAGCCCACGCUGGACCUGAUGGAGGCUGAGCUGCGCAAAUCCCAGGUGCUGUUCAGCGUGACCCGAGGGGCACGCCAUGGCGAGCUCGAGCUGGACAUCCCGGGAGCCCAGGCACGAAAAAUGUUCACCCUCCUGGACGUGGUGAACCGCAAGGCCCGCUUCAUCCACGAUGGCUCUGAGGACACCUCCGACCAGCUGGUGCUGGAGGUGUCAGUGACGGCUCGAGUGUCCAUGCCCUCAUGCCUGCGGAGGGGCCAAACUUACCUCCUGCCCAUCCAGGUCAACCCUGUCAACGACCCACCCCACAUCAUCUUCCCACAUGGCAGCCUCAUGGUGAUCCUGGAACACACGCAGAAGCCUCUGGGGCCCGAGGUUUUCCAGGCCUAUGACCCGGACUCUGCCUGUGAGGGCCUCGCCUUCCAGGUCCUUGGCACCUCCUCUGGCCUCCCCGUGGAGCGCCGAGACCAGCCUGGGGAGCCGGCAACCGAGUUCUCCUGCCGGGAGUUGGAGGCCGGCAGCCUAGUCUAUGUCCACCGCGGUGGCCCUGCGCAGGACUUGACGUUCCGGGUCAGCGAUGGACUGCAGGCCAGCCCCCCGGCCACGCUGAAGGUGGUGGCCAUCCGGCCAGCCAUACAGAUCCACCGCAGCACAGGGCUGCGCCUGGCCCAAGGCUCUGCCAUGCCCAUCUUGCCCGCCAACCUGUCGGUGGAGACCAGUGCCGUGGGGCAGGAUGUGAGCGUGCUAUUCCGCGUCACUGGUGCCCUGCAGUUCGGGGAGCUGCAGAAGCAGGGGGCAGGUGGGGUGGAGGGUGCUGAGUGGUGGGCCACACAGGCGUUCCACCAGCGGGAUGUGGAGCAGGGCCGCGUGAGGUACCUGAGCACCGACCCACAGCACCACACUGACGACACCGUGGAGAACCUGGCCCUGGAGGUGCAGGUGGGCCAGGAAAUCCUGAGCAAUCUGUCCUUCCCAGUGACCAUCCAGAGAGCCACCGUGUGGAUGCUGUGGCUGGAGCCACUGCACACUCAGAACACCCAUCAGGAGACCCUCACCACAGCCCACCUGGAGGCCACCCUGGAGGAGGCAGGCCCAAGCCCCCCAACCUUCCAUUAUGAGGUGGUUCAGGCUCCCAGGAAAGGCAACCUUCAACUACAGGGCACGAGGCUGUCAGAUGGCCAGGGCUUGACCCAAGAUGACAUACAGGCUGGCCGGGUGACCUAUGGGGCCAUGGCACGUGCCUCGGAGGCAGUCAAGCACACCUUCUGUUUCCAUGUCACAGCUCCACAUUCCCCCUGCUCUGUACUCUCCAUCCACAUUGGUGAUGACCCAGACGUGCCCAUCCUCACCAAUGUCUUCCUUGUGGUGCCUGAGGGUGGUGAGAGUGUCCUCUCUGCUGCCCGCCUCUUUGUCAAGAGUCUCAACAGUGCCAGCUACCUCUAUGAGGUCAUGGAGCGGCCCCGCCAUGGGAGGUUGGCUUGGCGUGGGACACAGGACAAGACCACUAUGGUGACAUCCUUCACCAACGAAGACCUGUUGCGUGGCCGGCUGGUCUACCAGCAUGAUGACUCCGAGACCACAGAAGAUGAUAUCCCAUUUGUUGCUACCCGCCAGGGCGAGAGCAGUGGUGACAUGGCCUGGGAGGAGGUACGGGGUGUCUUCCGAGUGGCCAUCCAGCCCGUGAAUGACCACGCCCCUGUGCAGACCAUCAGCCGGAUCUUCCAUGUGGCCCGGGGCGGGCGGCGGCUGCUGACUACGGACGACGUGGCCUUCAGCGAUGCUGACUCGGGCUUUGCUGAUGCCCAGCUGGUGCUGACCCGCAAGGACCUCCUCUUUGGCAGUAUCGUGGCCGUAGAUGAGCCCACACGGCCCAUCUACCGCUUCACCCAGGAGGACCUCAGGAAGAGGCGAGUACUGUUCGUGCACUCAGGGGCCGACCAUGGCUGGAUCCAGCUGCAGGUGUCCGAUGGGCAACACCAGGCCACUGCGCUGCUGGAGGUGCAGGCCUCGGAGCCCUACCUCCGUGUGGCCAACGGCUCCAGCCUUGUGGUCCCUCAAGGAGGCCAGGGCACCAUCGACACGACCGUGCUCCACCUGGACACCAACCUCGACAUCCGCAGUGGGGAUGAGAUCCACUACCACGUCACAGCCGGCCCUCGCUGGGGACAGCUACUCCGGGCCAGUCAGCCAGCCACAGCCUUCUCCCAGCAGGACCUGCUGGAUGGGGCCGUUCUCCAUAGCCACAAUGAAAGCCCCAGCCCCAAUGACACCCUGCCCUUCUCCGUGGAAAUGGGGCCAGUGCACAUGGAUGCCGCCCUACAAGUGACCAUUGCCCUAGAGGGCCCACUGGCCCCUCUGAAGCUGGUCCGGCAGAAGAAGAUCUAUGUCUUCCAGGGAGAGGCAGCUGAGAUCAGAAGGGACCAGGUGGAGGCAGCCCAGGAGGCAGUGCCGCCGGCAGACAUUGUAUUCUCAGUGAAGAGCCCACCGAGUGCCGGCUACCUGGUGAUGGUGUCGCGUGGCGCCUUGGCAGAUGAGCCACCCAGCCUGGACCCCGUGCAGAGCUUCUCCCAGGAGGCAGUGGACACAGGCAGGGUCCUGUACCUGCACUCCCGCCCUGAGGCCUGGAGUGAUGCCUUCUCGCUGGAUGUGGCCCCAGGCCUGGGUGCUCCCCUCGAGGGCAUCCUUGUGGAGCUGGAGGUGCUGCCCGCUGCCAUCCCACUGGAGGUGCAAAACUUCAGUGUCCCUGAGGGUGGCAGCCUCACCCUGGCCCCUCCACUGCUCCGCGUCACCGGGCCCUACUUCCCCACUCUCCCGGGCCUCGGCCUGCAGGUGCUGGAGCCACCCCAGCAUGGAGCCCUGCAGAAGGAGGAUGGACCUCAAGCCAGGACCCUCAGCGCCUUCUCCUGGAGAGAGGAAUGGCUCUGAUCUGCCUACGUGCAUGACGGGAGCGAGAUACUGACAGACAGUUUUGUCCUGAUGGCUAACACCUCCGAGAUGGACCACCAGAGCCAUCCUGUGGCCUUCACUGUCACUGUCCUGCCUGUCAAUGACCAACCCCCGGUCCUCACCACAAACACAGGCCUGCAGAUGUGGGAGGGGGCCACUGCGCCCAUCCCUGCGGAGGCUCUGAGGAGCAUGGACGGCGACUCUGAGUCCGAGGAUCUGGUCUACACCAUCGAGCAGCCCAGCAACGGGCGGGUAGUGCUGUUGGGGGCGCCGGGCACCGAGGUGCGCAGCUUCACGCAGGCCUAGCUGGACGGCAGGCUCGUGCUGUUCUCACACAGAGGAACCCUGGAUGGAGGCUUCCGCUUCCGCCUCUCUGACGGCGAGCACACUUCUUCUGGAUACUUCUUCCGAGUGAUGGCCCAGAAGCAAGUGCUCCUCUCGCUGGAGGGCAGCCGGACACUGACUGUCUGCCCAGAGUCCAUCCAGCCACUCAGCAUCCAGAGCCUCAGAGCCAGCUCCAGCACAGGCACCGACCCCCAGCUCCUGCUCUACCGUGUGGUGCGGGGCCCCCAGCUAGGCCGGCUGUUCCACGCCCAGCAGGACAGCACAGGGAAGGCCCUGGUGAACUUCACUCAGGCAGAGAUAAGGGCCCCACUCUGGAGCCACCACUCAGAUGCCCCCAGCCUCAGGUGGCCGCUGUGCCAUGGACAUCAUGUGGACACGGGUGCCAGCUCUGGCAUCACUGGCAGCAGACACCCCCAGGCUUGCCAUAGUCCAGGCCCUGGUGUCCUGCCUUCCAGGAGCUGCCAUGCUGGCAGGGCAAGUUCAUGUUCCUAG